Messenger RNA from Acinonyx jubatus (cheetah), 1216 nucleotides. It is a transcript of the gene CISD2, whose product is annotated as CDGSH iron sulfur domain 2. The record is from RefSeq and is a predicted model, not a curated record. Gene Ontology annotation, cellular component: mitochondrial outer membrane; intracellular membrane-bounded organelle. The transcript is spliced from 3 exons. Gene Ontology annotation, biological process: regulation of autophagy; autophagy of mitochondrion. Gene Ontology annotation, molecular function: 2 iron, 2 sulfur cluster binding. Bases 169 to 576 code for a protein of 135 amino acids. Lineage: Eukaryota; Metazoa; Chordata; Mammalia; Carnivora; Felidae.
GCGCCCAGCAGGUCACCUCUCCCCCGUGGGCCCCCAGCGCCGCCCCCUCCUGCAGGCAGCGGGACCCAGGCCGCAACGCCCGCCGUCCGCUUCUCCUCUCGGCGCAGGCGCGGCAGCUUGGCCGGAGAGCGGCGCGGUCUCAGAGGGGAGUGGACGCUGCUCGCGAGGAUGGUGCUGGAGAGCGUGGCCCGUAUCGUGAAGGUGCAGCUCCCCGCCUAUCUAAAGCGGCUCCCUGUCCCCGAGAGCAUUACCGGGUUCGCCCGUCUCACAGUUUCAGAAUGGCUUCGGUUAUUGCCUUUCCUUGGUGUACUUGCACUACUUGGCUACCUUGCAGUUCGUCCAUUCCUCCCGAAGAAGAAACAACAGAAGGAUAGCUUGAUUAAUCUUAAAAUACAAAAGGAAAAUCCCAAAGUGGUGAAUGAAAUAAACAUUGAAGAUUUGUGUCUCACUAAAGCAGCUUAUUGUAGGUGUUGGCGUUCUAAGACGUUUCCUGCCUGUGAUGGUUCACAUAAUAAACACAAUGAGUUAACAGGAGAUAAUGUGGGUCCACUAAUACUGAAGAAGAAAGAAGUAUAAUAGUAAUGAAUUAGGAUUGAGUUCAGUUGUGUUCUGUAAAAUCUCCUAAUAAUACUUUUUCAUUCUUUGUGUAUAGAAGAUCUUUCAAAUGGUGGUCUUAAUUAUUGCUAUUGGUUGAGUAAUUAUUUCUACCAAUUUAUUUUCUUGCUACACUACUGUUUAUAUUUGAUACUUUGUAUAUUCAAACAAUCAUUUAUAUAGAAAUUAAAUUGUACAACCCUUUCAUUCUUACUUCAAAGACUUAAUGUUAUUUUCCUAAAUAAAUCAACACUCUUGGUUUUAAUUGAGAAAAAUCUAAGUUUUUGGCAGUGUGUCCAAAGCUAUUCCUUUGAAUAUCAAUAUUUUCAAUAGAAUCUACACUUAGAAAUUUUCUCUGUGCACUAUUAAAUAUAUUGUUUUCCAGUCCUCUUCUGUGAUUUUUCCUCUUUGGCCUUCCACACUCUGUUCUUUUUAGAUCAGUAAGAAACAUGUUGCUCUCAAGAAUUACUUGAGUUUUCAAAGAGAUAAAUGCUUUGCUUUUAUAAAGAUUGUGUCUAGUAAGUGUGAAUAUCCCAGUUUCAGAAAAGACUUGAACUGGAUAAAGAAAGUUCCAAAAAGGAACAGUUAUUUACAUUAUAAAAAAUGUGUUUACUUUACAAAA